AGUCACAAAUUAAAAAAUCUAAACUUCAAAUUACAUAAAAAAAAAUAUCCAAAUCCUCACAUCAUCGUUUCAAUUCAAAAUUGACAAGUACAUUGUACAUUUAUAUUCAUUAAAAAAAUACACAUACAUUGAAUCAUUUUCACCUAAAUAAUGAAUAUAAACGAAUGAUAUGAACCGGCGCCCAUCACCUUUAGACAACGAUCAAUGCCGUUCAUGCUCUAGUUUUUCAGAUUACAUCAAAGCAACAAAAAAGAAAAAAGAUGCCGAAAAUGGAAUAACUGGGGCUGUCACAGGCGAUUCCGGAAAUUCAAAUAAUAGUGGUUACACAAGACGACGAAGUGACUGUCCACUAGAUAAAGAUGAAUUGGGGAACAAAUCAUGGGGCCUCUUACACACAAUGGCAGCAAAUUAUCCAGUACAACCUAGUCAGGCUCAAAAAACCGAUAUGAAGACUUUCUUCAAUGUUUUUGCCAAAUUUUACCCCUGCCACUAUUGUGCCGAGGAUCUUAGAGAAGAACUUAAAAUCGAUCCUCCAAAAGUCGAUUCUCAGGAAGCACUAAGUCAAUGGUUAUGUAGACUACAUAACAAAGUGAACGUGAAAAUAGGAAAGGAAGUGUUUGAUUGUUCAAAAGUUAAUGAGAGGUGGAGGGAUGGCUGGCUGGAUGGAUCCUGUGAUUACUAAGAGAGUGUAUUUAGUGUUUUUAGAUGGUUUUUAUUAACUUGAAGAAUAAAAAUGACCUAUUAUUGUUUA
This is a messenger RNA of Anthonomus grandis grandis, 751 nucleotides long. RefSeq names its product FAD-linked sulfhydryl oxidase ALR (gene Alr). The transcript has 3 exons. Gene Ontology annotation, cellular component: mitochondrion. The record is from RefSeq and is a predicted model, not a curated record. Lineage: Eukaryota; Metazoa; Arthropoda; Insecta; Coleoptera; Curculionidae. Gene Ontology annotation, molecular function: flavin adenine dinucleotide binding; flavin-dependent sulfhydryl oxidase activity. The coding region runs from base 170 to 682 and encodes 170 amino acids.